Messenger RNA from Megalopta genalis, 1630 nucleotides. Lineage: Eukaryota; Metazoa; Arthropoda; Insecta; Hymenoptera; Halictidae. The record is from RefSeq and is a predicted model, not a curated record.
GUGUGCCUAACUUUACUAUGCUGAUUCGGCUUUAGUCAUUGUUAUUAAAGAUGACGGCACCCGUACCACCGAAGGAAAUUAUUACAUAUUUAAGUCAAAAUCAAAAUGUUGCAGACAAAGAGCUGGCUGCUGAAUGGGCGCAGAUCGAGGAAUUAUACAUUAAAAGGCUCUGGCAUCAACUUACGCUCAAAUUAGAAACAUUUGUGAAACAUCCGUCCCUUGCGAAAGGAGAUAAUCUGGUACAAUUAUACAAUAAUUUUUUAUCCACCUUCGAAAAUAAACUAAAUCCUUUAUCAUUGGUGGAAAUACUAUCGCAUGUAAUACAACAGUUUCAAGAUAAACAAGAGGCAAUCAAGUUUUUGGAAAAAGCCGAAGCUAAAGUUAAAAGUAGCAACGAAGCUGUGGCUCUGUGUAAAGUCCUCAUAGGACAGAUUUUAUUGGAUAAAUUAAAUAACCAAGAAGAAGCAAAGAAGAUUAUAGAAGAUGUAGAAUCUAUGUUAGAGAGCGCCGAUGGUGUCACUACGGUUCAUGGUAGAUUUUAUUUGUUAGCCAGUCGUCUUUAUCGCUUGCAAGGAAAACAUGCCGAAUACUACCGUACCGCUCUAAGAUAUCUGGGUUGUAUCGAGCUAAAUACUUUAAGCAGACAAGAACAAGAGCAGCAUGCAUUUUUUCUUGGUUUGGCUGCGCUUUUGGGCGAAGGAGUUUAUAAUCUUGGAGAGUUAUUGGCUCAUCCUGUAUUACAAUCUUUAAAGGGCACACCAAAUUCGUGGUUGGUCGAUUUAUUGCAAGCUUUUAAUGCUGGAGACAUUGCUGCAUUAGAAAGAUUAAAACCACAAUGGAGUAAAGUUGCUGAUUUAGUUGCACAAGAAUUAAAAUUAAGACAAAAAAUUUCUUUGCUGUGUCUCAUGGAAAUGACAUUCAAAAGGCAAGCGAACAACAGACAACUAACAUUUGCAGAAAUUUCUCAGGAAACUCGAUUACCACUUGGUGAAGUAGAACUGUUAGUAAUGAAAGCUUUAGCACAAGGCUUGGUUCGUGGUGCUAUCGAUCAAGUUGCUGGAACAGUGAAUAUGACGUGGGUACAGCCUCGUGUAUUGGAUCGUAGUCAAAUAGUUGGAAUGGUUCAAAGACUCGAUGGAUGGUGUAAAGAUGUUAGCUCUAUGGAGCAUCUACUAGAAUCUAGAGCUUCUGACAUUCUUACUCUUUAAUAUUAGGUUCAGAAUACUUUCAUUGAAGCAUUUGUAAUUUACUUCUGUAUGUUAAUUAUCUCAUUGGCUUUAGCAUUGUUUUAAAAGGGGAACACACAGUAAUAAUUGUUACAAGCAACUGAUUGAUACAUAAUGUCUAUAAACAACAAAAUAAAAGUAGUUUCAUGUUGAUAAGUCAGCGAGUUCAUACAGGAGAAAUCAUAAGCUCUAUUUUCUUGAAUGCAAAAUUAUAACAAUACUUGCAGGUGACUCUAAAGCAAAUAUUCUUGGUUUGAAUUUAAUAUCCUAAUGAAAGCAAUUUAAUACGAUUUUUAAUAUUAUACAUAGGAUAAUCAUUUAGAUUUGUUUUUGUGUUCACAAACUUUGUACUACGACCGAAAUAAUAACAAUAAUAAUGAUUAUGUAUAUUAACAUUCAUCAUA